CAAGUAUAAAACCGCACAAUUGCGAACGCCUUUCUAUCGUAUAACACCUUAUUGUUUCCUUCUCAAUAACAUCACCUAAGCUAUUCGUGAUUGAUCGGUUAUUUUCCUUAGUAAAUGUUUAAUUAUUUUCCUCCUUAUAACGUAAUUACCUGGAAGGUACAGUGACAUCAAAGGAGAGAAAAGGAUUUGCGAAUAUGGCGCGAAUAACGACUCACUUUUUCUUGUUAUACAUCAUUUCAGAUUUUGCGGGGUGCACUGCGUAUGAGGACCAUUCCAGACAAAAACGCAGCGCAGCCGCGCCAAAGCUUGAGAUGGAGGCUGCGUAUGGAAGUAACGUUACGGAUUACAUGGACUCUGGGAGCACGUUUCUGUUCCGCACCACCCUGAGGCAUGCCGGGGAUUCCAAGGGAGACGCAAAGGGCGUCCGCGUGCUGUGGAUCCUGUCGCCAUUCGUCAAAUUUGACACGCUUUUGACAGUGACUGGCACUAGUCUGUCACGCCCCUCGGCCGAACUUAAGGAUGACAGUGUUACUUUCAAGAUGGAAGAACUAAACUGGGGAUACGACAUAACUUUCGAGUUUCGCGUCAAGUUCAACGACAACAAGUACCUAAAGCCCGCUCGUCACCACGUGAUAAACCACGCCCAGCUCUCUUACUAUAACAGCUAUAGCGUGGAUGCCAGCGGUGCCGUUACCAAGGGCAACUUCUUCUCUGAGCCAAUGCGAACGCUGGAUUUCGUCACUGAUAUACCAGGUUGUAACAGUCCUCUUGGAAUGGAGUCCGGAGACAUCAAGGAUUACCAGCUAAGCGCAUCUACCAGUUACUCUGACCUGCAGCCAAGUAAAGCCAGGAAAACGUCUGACGAGGCCUGGUGCUCACUGACGCAAGUCCAAGGGCAAUACCUUCAAGUAGAUUUCAUGCAGCAAACCCAUAUAACCGGUUUGACUACAUGGGGACGAAAUGGGAACAAAUAUCAUUGGACCAGUAGCUACCUGAUUGCGUACACAGUAGAUGACGUCACAUGGGCAAAUUACAGCGUCAAUGGUUAUGACAAGAUGUUUCAAGGAAAUAGAGAUCGCUUUACGCCUGUCACACAUUGGUUGGAGAAGCCAUUUUACGCUAUUGCCAUCCGUAUUAUCGCGAUGGCCUGGGACGAGUUAAUCUGUAUCCGUCUGGAAUUAUACGGAUGCGCCAUCCCCGGAUCUGAAGUUAAAUGCAUCUCCCCCCUCGGAAUGGAAAGUGGGCAGAUCCCAGACGAGGCUCUCACUACCAGUGUUCCCAACGAUUACCAGGGAGGUGUUAGCAAGGCUGCCAACGGUCGCCUUAACAAAGUAGUUACCAGUUAUCCGAACGGGUGGGCAGCCAGAAUGCAAGCCUCCAACGACUAUCUUCAGAUCGACUUCGGCUCGUUGCGAAAGGUAACACGGGUGGCGAUCCAAGGUGCUUAUAGUGGCAGCCGUGACGUCAUGUUCUUCACAAAGGCGUACACCCUGUCCAGUAGUCGGACAGGGUUGGCCUGGACGGGGUACACCGAGGAUGGAACACUGAAGAACAUCAAAGGGCCUAGCGAUUCUGGUGCCGCUAAAUGGCCGCUUCUUUACAAACUGAAAAAGCCGAUAGUUGCACGUUACCUUCGCAUACAUCCUACCGAGAUGAUGAUUUCACCGGUGCUUAGAGCUGAGGUGUACGGCUGCCUGAGUGAACCAUUGCCUUUGUACACAGAGGACAUAGACUAUAUGAGACGGUCGUUUCUGCUGGACCCGAAAUCCGAAAACUUUUUUGUCUGCAUGUACAGCGAGACAAGUGAUGAGAGCAGCUGCUUUGUAAGCAAGAAUCACCAGGAAUGGAGGUUUAUUGACCCUGACGUCAUCUCCAUUAUUGGUAUCAACACGCUCGACGAUGAGCUGUAUAGCUUUGAUCGCAGGCUCAAUCUCUUUCGGAGCAGGGACCUGGGACUCACUUGGUCCCAGAUCUCUCCGGAAUACCUCGCACACAGACGCAAGGAGUCUGGGUUCCGCAAAGCCAGCACCAUUCCGGAGAACUUCGUCCAGUCACUCCCAACAGCCAAUCAGACGCUGACCACGUCUAAUGGCGACCAGUGGGGAGUUUCUUCCAACUUCAUACAUUUCAAAACCGCUGGUUCAAGCGAGUGGAUCCCUGUGGGCUCAUGGAAAUGUUGCGGAGAGUAAUUCAACUGCUAUGUGUCAUAUGAUUAAAUUCGCAUGCGCCAACAAUUAUUAUUUAUGCACGAAGACCCAAAUAAAUCUAAUCGCUCAUUCUCUUAACGAAAUAGAUAUAAAACAAAAAUGAAAAUAGCCGAGCUCUAAGCAGAUUAUGUUAACAGUAAUAUAUAUAUUCAUAAAUUAGUAUUUUGAGUCCGGCACCAAGUUUCUUAUGUCAUUUCCUGUACCCUUAAUAAUUUGUAUGCUUAACCUCUCCUCUAUAUCCGCCCUUGUUCAUAUGGAACUGCCAAAAGCAUGAGAAAACAAAACGUCAUAUUUCUAUAAUCUAUUGACAAAUCAAUAUAAUAUUGAUGCAUAUCAGAAGUAUAAUGGUAUCUCUAUGAAUUAAGAGGCUACUUCCGGGACCUUGAUUUAAAUAAGACAAAGACAGGAGAAAGUACAGAAUUCUCGAAUCUCGGGUCGAGUUGUAUUAUGGGAAGGUCACGUGAUCAUGCGCGAAGAGACCUAUUUCAUGAUGUUGCGAGGGCAUCAAAAAUGCCACAGACUGUCGGGCCAUAACUAAUCUAAAAUGCAGACGAAGAGGUAAAACACCGCGAAAAAAGCACUCUGACAGUAUUUUCUAGCUUCGUCUGUAAACUCCACUGUGAUGAGCAAUUUUAGAUCAGCUGUUACGUAGGGGGUGGGGGUGGGGCUUGCGGUUGGAUGCGCGCGCAUUAUCGUGAAAACGGUCUCUUUGUUAGACUGCCUUGUUUCUACGAUACUAUGAUGAUGGGGGUGAUGAUUAUAAUGAUAAUCUAAUCAUUAUGAUAAUGGUUGCGCUGAAAGGAGUCUGCUUAGUAGCCACCCUUGUAGGGGGAGGGGGGGAGGGGGGCUGGCUUGCCAGUUCGGUUGACAAGUUGUCACACCAUAGAGGUACCAUUAUUAAAGGAAACCUUUCGCCGAUCUUUGCAUGUCACGGGCAUGGAUAGAAUUUGAAAAAGAGGUAAAAUAAAAAUGUUUAUUUCCA
Messenger RNA from Nematostella vectensis (starlet sea anemone), 3189 nucleotides. Its product is annotated as lactadherin. The record is from RefSeq and is a predicted model, not a curated record. The transcript has 15 exons. The coding region runs from base 195 to 2189 and encodes 664 amino acids. Lineage: Eukaryota; Metazoa; Cnidaria; Anthozoa; Actiniaria; Edwardsiidae.